Molecule: messenger RNA, 779 nt
Organism: Mesoplodon densirostris (Blainville's beaked whale)
Lineage: Eukaryota; Metazoa; Chordata; Mammalia; Artiodactyla; Ziphiidae
Gene: CEP20
Product: centrosomal protein 20
Exons: 5
Coding region: 59-562 (167 amino acids)
Biological process (GO): cilium assembly; microtubule anchoring
Cellular component (GO): motile cilium; centrosome; ciliary basal body
Molecular function (GO): protein binding
Source: RefSeq, a predicted model, not a curated record
AGCGGGGCGGAGCUGCGCGUGCGCACGGCGUAAGCGCGCUCUUUUGGGCCGUUGAAAAAUGGCGACUGUUGCCGAGCUGAAGGCCGUUUUAAAGGACACCUUGGAAAAAAGAGGAGUAUUAGGGCAUUUAAAAGCAAGGAUUCGAGCUGAAGUUUUCAGUGCUCUUGAUGAUGAAAGUGAACCUCGACCAUCAUUGUCUCAUGAAAACCUUCUAAUUAAUGAAUUAAUUCGGGAGUAUUUGGAAUUCAACAAAUAUAAGUAUACAGCGUCUGUCCUCAUAGCAGAAUCUGGUCAACCCAUAGUUCCAUUGGACAGACAGUUUCUCAUCCGUGAACUAAAUGCAUUUGAAGAAUCAAAGGAUAAUACAAUACCUCUUUUAUAUGGAAUUUUAGCUCAUUUCUUGCAUGGCACUAAGGAUGACAUCCAGAAUACAUCUCUGAACGGGGCCUCACUUCAGCCUCCAAACCCACAUCUUGGCAGACAGCCUAAUGGAAGAAAGCACAUGGGGGACACGGGUUCGAGCCCUGAUCCGGGAAGAUCCCACAUGCCGCGGAGCAACUAAGCCUAUGAGCCACGACUACUGAGCCCGCCCUCUGAAGCCUGCGAGCCACAACUACUGAAGCCCGUGCGCCUAGAGCCUGUGCUCCACAACAAGAGAAGCCACUGCAAUGAGAAGCCUGUGCACCUCAAUGAAGAGCAGCCCCCGCUCGCCGCAACUAGAGAAAGCCCGCGAACAGCAACGAGGACCCAACACAGCCAAAAAUAAAUAAAAAAUAAAU